AUGUCCUCUACAACUUUGUCUCCGCAGCAGUUAGGGGCUUUAGUCGACAUUCUCGUUCACCACGAGACUUAUUCGGAAGCUGUGAGCUUUAAGAACCCUGAAGCUAUCGAGAAAUAUGGGUAUCCAUUUGAUCCUUCGGCUCGCGACGGAGGUAGUAAUGCAGACGGAAAAUCAGCAUCUCCACUGCUACAACUUCUUCUUACUAGAUUAAUUCUUCCUAUUCCUGGAGUCAGAGAUCUCCCCUCCGAAUUUUGGACUACCAAGUUCCGAAGUAUUAUGAGAAGAUUUGGUGAGAUAGAACUGUCAGAAAGCUACGAUAAAGGGACUCUAGGUAGUAGGAAACGGUUGGCCUCAGCCGCCUCAGUCAUUCACGAAUGCAUCACUAGGGGUCUAUUAAAUGGUGUACCAAAUGAUGAGCUACCGAACCUACAUGGUCAAUAUGAUACCGGUAAAGCAGAAGACCUUUCUAGGGCUUGGGAUGAUGUGGUUCAACAUUUAGUCUACGGGAACUUGAUCGAUGAGUUAUUCGAUCACUUCACGAAGACUGCAAACCUCGAGGAUCAUUCACCUGCGGUUGAUGCUGCCGUUAAUCUCGCUAUAAUAUAUGUGGCUACAUUUCUCCACCAUCUUUUUGUCCUCUCGGCGGAAGGCCCCUAUUUACUCAAGUUGAUCAAUAACAUUCAUGGAUUGAUCCCCUAUACGGUAAUUGGACAAACACUACGCGUCGGAAAUGCGGGAACAAUGAUCAACGCCAUGGUUAGAUUAUUUCUAGCAAAAGUCAGUGUCGGCGCAAUUUCGAACUGGCUUGGCUUGACGCAGAAUGCUUCAGAUGGGAUGAACCUCUUACAAAGGAUAAUAUCUCUAGUGUUAGAAUGGGAUACCAGCGAGUUUCGCAAGGCAAUAGAUAAUAUUAAGCGAAGCAAAGGUAGACCCGAUGAAUCGUGCCUAACCGCAAUCGACGCACACCUACAGGCUUCUAGGGACCAACACGAAUCACUUCGUAAAUUGAGUAGGAGGAAUGAAACGUCCAUAAUCGUAGCUAUUCUAGAGGCCAAAGACAAGGCAUCGCUAGAAUCGCUGACAGAGGAGCAACAUGCCCAAUGUUUACAAUAUUAUUCGGCUCAACUUGCGAUCCGAGACAGGGAGAAAAUUACCGAAGCUCUCUGCCGUCAGACCCCGGAUUUAACUACAACUAUCGUGCGAGAUGUUGUGUCCGUCUUCGAACCUAUGAUUAGAGACAUUCACAAGAGUGUUGACAUACGCAAGCAUCUUAGCUCUGUCGAAAGCUUUUUGACGGACUUAAUAGAGACAAGUAAGCCAAAGCAGCGAGAUAGCAGCAAAGCACAGAGCAGUACUACACCGCCAUCCGUUGAGGAUUAUGUCGCUUUGUUAAGACGGAACCGUCAGUUAGCCUACGACUAUCUACGUGACUUCGCUGAAGGGUGUCCGGACUUACGGACAACGUGGCUAAAUUGGGCUAAGAAAAGCCUCGAGACUUUCCGACGGGCCAAUCAAGAUAGCAACACUUGCGAUCCCAAAGAAAUGGAUAGGAACUUACAGGAUCUGUUUGGUAAACUCCCAUCUGACCGACAGAGUAGUGUCAGGGCCAUCAUCGAUAAUCACGUUGAAUAUCUCUCUGCAUCAGAAAACGUAUCAAUAGUACGGAUGCAGAGCAUUAUAGAUGGCCUAGCUUCCUAUGAAAAGAAAGAAGCAUGUGGAAGCAUGGGCGGUCCAGGGGUGUACAUAACGCGUUGGCACUGCCUGUUGGAUGAGACCAUUGUUACACCAAACACACCAAGAGGUUUGCCAAGAAGUGGGAAGGACGUUAAGGGUGUAAAAGCUCUCGGAAAGACCGAGUCUGUCGCCAAAACAGAGACUUGGGACCCAGAUACUCUUACUCGACAGGAGGAGCAAGCGUGGCCCGAACCCCCUGGUGUCUCAACUGUUGUUGAUGCACUUGGCCCUCAAUUUAAAACUCUAAUUGCUAAUAUUUCAAGCAACGGCCUAUCGCCUAAGUAA
Molecule: messenger RNA, 2019 nt
Organism: Daldinia childiae
Lineage: Eukaryota; Fungi; Ascomycota; Sordariomycetes; Xylariales; Hypoxylaceae
Exons: 2
Coding region: 1-2019 (672 amino acids)
Molecular function (GO): phosphatidylinositol binding
Source: RefSeq, a predicted model, not a curated record